Molecule: messenger RNA, 1484 nt
Organism: Scylla paramamosain (green mud crab)
Lineage: Eukaryota; Metazoa; Arthropoda; Malacostraca; Decapoda; Portunidae
Product: bestrophin-2-like
Exons: 7
Coding region: 125-1225 (366 amino acids)
Molecular function (GO): chloride channel activity
Source: RefSeq, a predicted model, not a curated record
UCUGUAUUCUGACGUCGUAGUGUGGUCUCGUUGCUAGCAGUUUACGGCGUUGUGAGGGAUUCUCCAGGGUAGCAGCCUGAGGGCGUGGCGUGUGCAUUACGAGCAAUACGGGGCACGAGGAGCCAUGGUGGUUGAAUACAUUAAGGGGAUCGGCUCUGCUCGCUUCUGUAUUUUUGGGCGUCUUUUGUUCAGGUGGCGGGGCAGUGUGUACAAGUUGCUGUGGCGAGAUCUGCUGGUGUAUGCCGUGCUGUACACCUUGCUUUCUUGCUUCUAUCGCUUCUACCUUAAGGAUUCCCAGAAAAGGUUGUUUGAGGAGGUGGUGCAGCAGAGCAGCAAGUACCGUGACUUGGUGCCGGUGAGCUUCCUGCUGGGAGUGUACGUGAGCGCCGUGUUGGUUCGCUAUUGGGCCGCCUUCCUCUCCCUGCCUGACAACACCGGCGCCGCCAUGCUGCUCGCCACAUACAUCCCGAGAGACGACAACAGAGCCUUUGAGAUCCGGAGUCGCGUCGUGCGGUACAUCAACCUCACCUACGCGCUAAUCUUCUCACAGAUGUCCGCCGCCGUGCAGUCCACCUACCCCGACCUGCAGGCUCUCGUCAACAGGCACUUUCUGACUGCGCGGGAAAAGGACAUUUUGGAGGAAGCCGAGGAGCGCAGCGGUGUGAGCACCCAGUGGCUCCCUCUCGCCUGGUGCUGCCAACUGGUGCAAAGCGCGCGGGACGAAGGGUUCAUUGACACGGAAGCAGCUAAGGAAGCCCUGCUGAAAAAACUGCUCGAGAUACGCCGGCAGUGUGGUGCCCUGCUAGACUGGCAUCAAUACAAUGUGCCACUCGUGUACACUCAGGUGGUGACAAUUGCAGUGUACACCUACUUCCUGUUCUCCUUGUUGAGCGAGCAGUAUCUGGACGUGGCACUCCAGUACCCGCGCUACGAGGCGGACCUGGUGGUGCCCGCAUUCGCUCUGCUGGAGCUAGUGAUGUACCUGGGACUCCACAAGGUGGCAGAGACGCUCAUCAAUCCCUUCGGUGACGACGACAACUCCUUUGAUUUCCUUAGGUUCCUUGAGGAGGCUCGCUGCUCAGCCUUCGUUAUCUGCCACACACGCUAUGGCAAGAUCAGCCCUGAAGUCCCUUGGCGGCCUCGAGAGAGCACCCCUAUCGCCUUCGUGGAUCUGACGCCUUCCCUCGGGAACGCGAAGACCCUAGCGACUCCUUCCAGCACCUAAGUAGUGUGUGUGUGUGUGUGUGUGUGUGUGUUUUGCUCAUACAAGCAUUUGUUUACCGCUCGUCAUGAAUGAUGUGUGCAAAUAUUGGAACCUUCUUUAUUACUUCUUCUUGUUGCCUGGUGCUAUUGUAAUACAGAUAGGAAUGACCUCGCUCACUCACGUGACCACCCUUGUGCAGUUGCUGUCGUGUCACGUCUCAGUGGUCUGUUGUAAGAGGAUACAGGAUCGAAGUGUUCUUGGAAAUAAAGGGAUGAUAUUG